This is a messenger RNA of Mya arenaria, 3386 nucleotides long. Its product is annotated as major facilitator superfamily domain-containing protein 6-like. Bases 50 to 1891 code for a protein of 613 amino acids. The transcript is spliced from 5 exons. Lineage: Eukaryota; Metazoa; Mollusca; Bivalvia; Myida; Myidae. The record is from RefSeq and is a predicted model, not a curated record. Gene Ontology annotation, cellular component: membrane.
UUGCUAACGAAAGGGGUGUGUUUCACACGUUCGCUUCAAUAGCAGAAAGAUGGCCUCUCCAUGUGGAGAAGUAAACAGACAGCUGCUUCCGGUCAAACUCGUGUAUUUCUUCUUUAUGGCAGGUGUGGGUGCCCUACUUCCCUUCAUCACGGUAUACAUGCGCCAACUGGGACUGUCUGCGAAGGAGACUGGAAUCAUCUACGGGGUCAUGCCCUUCGUCGCCUUCUUCGUGCGGCCCCUUAUUGGGGUUCUGGCUGACAAGAUACAACGCCAUAAGGCUGUGCUUAUCGUCUGUGUGUUACUAACUGGAGUCAUGUACGAUCUUCUGCUUUUGACACCCGCGAAGCAAACGCAUGAUAACUCGGCUCUCGCAAUAACGGUCCACCUGCAGUGUUCACAAGCCGAUUCUUUUAUCAGGGAUUGUAAUGUCGCUAACGGUGGUUGUGAGAUGGGUUUAAAACAAGCUCUAGUCGCCAAUAACCUUACUGGUAUUUCAAGAAAAUGUGAGUUUCAGUGUUCUGUGAGCAAGAACUCGAUUAAGGCAGGCAACACGUGCUUUACAGACGAUGUUGGGACGUUGAGUGAGGUUACGUGUGGUAGUGUUGUAAAUACCGGUGAUGACGUCAUGUUUCAAAGUGACGUUAAAACUAUACUCGCAAAUGAAAUUCAGGUGAGAAACAGCUCAUAUAGCGGCAACACAUGCACAGAAUAUGAUCUCAAGAAUGUAACUUUCAACGGCACAAAUUACUGGCAACUUCUAUGUGCAUCCGAAACUGUGUUCAACUGCAAAUUACACUGUACGCCAGAAAUCAGCCAGAAAUGUAUGAGCACUAUCAGUAGUGAUGACGAACUAAGCGAUACAUUUUGGAUCUUUUUCGUAAUAUUUUUGUCGUGCAACAUAGUGUUUUCCCCUGUGUUCAGUCUAAUCGAUGCGAUUGCAUAUGACAUUCUUGGUGAAAAGCGCGGCUCUUGGGGCCGUCAACGCCUCUGGGGGACUGUUGGCUACAUAACCUUUGCCGUCGCUUCAACUUUCAUCAUGGACGCUAUCAGUAAAAAGAGCAACGUUGACUAUUCAGUCUCAUUCUAUAUUUUUCUGGCCUUAAAUAUAUGUACGUGCGUGGUCGGAUACUUCUUAAAGCUAUCGGAGAACAUCCACUGUGGACAAUUAUUCAAAAACAUCCUAGGAUUGCUAAAAUAUCCCAAAGUCGUUGUGUUCCUGAUAGCUAUGGCAUGUUACGGUAUCAUGAACGGUGUUAUCGAAGCGUUCCUAUUCUGGUAUCUCAUAAUGUUAGGCGCUUCUCAAAAAAUCCUAGGACUCUGCGUAGUAUUCCAAUGUGUGCCGGAAAUAAUCAUGCUGCUAUUUGCCGGCAAAAUCAUCAAGCGUAUCGGCCACAUGCCUUGUCUGCACAUCGCCUGUCUUUGCUACGCCAUCCGUUUCUUCUGCUACUCCAUAAUCCCGGGGCCGUGGUACGUACUUCCGGUUGAGCUUCUACACUGCCUGACGUUCUCCCUCAUGUACGCCGCCGCCUCCUCCUACGCCAGCGUGAUAACACCAGAAGGGAUGUCCGCCACCGUCCAGGGACUUGUCGGCGGGCUACACUUCGGAUUCGGCAAGGGUAUCGGAAGUUUGGUUACGGGACAGUUGUUUGACGCCAGGACGGGCCUCGGGCCUGUGUGGACAUUCCGGGUUUAUGGGUUUUUCGCCAUCGCGGUCCUGCUGGUGUACGGGGCUGUCCAUUUCGCCUUCUUCCGGGACGUCACUUCCGACAAGGACAUUGCGUCAGACAGACAGGCUGGAAAAGAGGAGAGUUCGAAAGGCGCGGCGGAGAAGCUGUUAGGCGCAGGGGACGGAGCAGCCGUGGAGCUGCAGGACCGGACUGAGCCAUGCUGAGAUUUAGGGGGAGUUGGUAGGGACAGGGUUGGGCCGGACCUGCAUAACGUAACUGAACUCUGCUGCCAGGGGCUGGACAAGGGGCGGAGCAAAGAAAUAACAAGAGUGGUAAUGAAACUUGUGGUCGAAUGGAACCAUGCCGAGAACCAUGGCGAGGACCAUGCCGGUUCCUUCUUAAGAGUGUGUGUUAAUACAUAUUGCAUAUGAUUGUGAAGCCAAAAUACCACAAAAUUAUCACUUAUUACAUAAUAGUCAGCGCAUUCUUUUACUAGGUUAUUAUAGAACCACACUUUAACAUUACAGUCAGUUAUUUCUAGAUUAAUAGUCUACAUGCACCGGUUUGUGUUCAUAAACCAUGUGGUUGUUCAUUGACGACAUAUAUGGAGUUUAGUAAUUUCUAACUGAGCUGUCGAUCCAUGAUGGACAUUCGGACAAUGUGUUUGUUAAUUUGAAUUUGAUCAAUUGUUUUUGUCUAAAUUUGUACUCCUGUGUAAAUAUUGUGGAUGCCUUUGUUAUGUUCGGCCUUUGAUAAGAUACAGGGUAAUAUUUGUUAGUAAUAAUUGCCUACUUAUAACAUUAUAGCAUUUUUAGGAUUUUUUGAAUUUGGGUUAAAUCUUUACCUGAUAAAAAUCCGAUGCCUCUGUUUCUGUAGAGGUUUCGGUCAUAUUAUAUAAAAACACGACCCUGAGUAAUGUGGCACUUGUCUUUAUUAAAACAUGACAAAUGAAACAUUUUAAUACAAGCUUAAUAUAAUUAUUGUAACAAACACCCACUGACUGUUACGUUUUGACAACUGUUUUUUUUUAUUUUUGUCUUCGACAGCAUGGAAACCAGUUAAAUAAGACUGAUGAAUAAAAAAUGAUCGCAGGUUUUCAUAUUUAAGUUCAAAAAUUGAUGUUUUAUAAAACAUUAAUUUUCUAACAAAAAUAGGAAAAUCUGCGAUCUGAUCUUUUGUCAGCAAUCUUUUAUCAUUGGUUUGCAGAUAUAUAUGCAAAGAUUUGCUCUUUCUAAGACAACAAUUUAAAAAAGAUGUUGUAAAAACGGUAUAUCUGUGAGAGCGCAGCUUUUAAGGGCAUGGUGAUAUAUACGUGCACAAUCAAAACAUAAGUAUGAACUAGAAUGUGAAAAUUAAAUACAGCCAAGUUCUACAUCUUCAACUUGUCUACAUGCAGAAGUUUUUGUUUAAAUUUUAUAGAAGUGUCUAUCAUAUUCAUCUUUUGCGUUCAUCAUUUUCGGAUUUCCUACUCAGCUGCACAUUCUAGACAUUUAUGACAUUUUACUUAUACAUGUCCAUGGUGGGCAUCAAUGACAAAUUAAUUAUAAUUCUAUUUCAACGAUACAGUGUUUCUUAAUUGCAACGAGCGUUUAUACAAUGCGCUUUUCUUUGUUAUGUUGGAUCAUUAAUCAUAUAUAACCAUACAUUUGUAAAUUUAUAAAUGUCGUUGUGGUUAGAUUUGAAUUUCAUUAAUUUUGGUGUUUCUGAAUAAAUCUUACC